Polychytrium aggregatum is the source of this 2305-nucleotide messenger RNA. RefSeq names its product DWNN domain-containing protein. Gene Ontology annotation, molecular function: nucleic acid binding; zinc ion binding; ubiquitin protein ligase activity. The record is from RefSeq and is a predicted model, not a curated record. The coding region runs from base 229 to 2166 and encodes 645 amino acids. Gene Ontology annotation, biological process: ubiquitin-dependent protein catabolic process; protein ubiquitination; mRNA processing. NCBI's taxonomy places the organism in Eukaryota, Fungi, Chytridiomycota, Chytridiomycetes, Polychytriales. Gene Ontology annotation, cellular component: nucleus. The transcript is spliced from 9 exons.
CUUGGGUGCUGGGCCGGCGCUCCUUGCACCUCCCGCUUGGACAUUUCAGUUGCAUCGAUCGCUUUGAUUGCAUCGGUCGCUUUGAUUGCAUCGAUCGCUUUGGUCAUUUCAAUCUUGGACACUGAGCUCCCGCUCUCGCUUCCUUGAACUGCCGAGCAGCCGAGCCGCCGUUGCUUGCACCCCCGUUACCUUGCUCCCCCUGCAUCAGCGUUUCGUCUCCGUCCAGUCAUGUCCAUCGUCUACUACAAGUUCAAGGCCGCAAAGUCCUUCGACACCGUCAUCUUUGACGGCACUACCAUCUCGGUCUUUGAUCUCAAGAAGGAGAUCAUGCAGCAGAAGAAGCUCGGCAAAGGCACCGAUUUCGAUCUCAGCAUCCACAACGCCGAAACCAGCGAAGAAUACUAUGACGACAACUACAUGGUGCCGCGGAAUACAUCGGUGCUGGUCAGCCGCAUGCCGGCCCGGCAUCCCGGCAAGGGCACGGCCCAGAAAUACGUCAGCUCCGUCGCCAACCCAACGACAGUGGCAUCCAGCCGGACAGGGUCGGCCUUCGGCCAUCCUGCUGCACCAGGAAGAUCAUCGACCAUGACCCUGAACAACACGGGUUCGACCCAGGGACAAGUACCCAAGGGCAUAACCGAGUACUCGCAAGAGAUGCUCGAGGGUCUGACUGAAGACGAGAAGAUCCAAGCCAUGUUCAAGCAGUCGAAUGAGAACUGGAUGAUCGAGCAGGACCGAAUGUCCCAUCAAAAGCCUGUCAUCAAAUCACACUACUCCAGCCGUGGCGGUCGUGGUGGCCAUCGCGGUGGAUUUCAAGGCACUGGAGACCGUGGCGGCUCCCAGAGCGCCUCGCAUACCUCAAGCAUGGUUUCUGGAGGCAGCGGCGCUUAUCAUGGCGACGCCGAUUGGCGCAACAACAACAUGAAUCAAGAACUGCCACCCGGGUACAUUUGCUAUCGCUGUGGGCAAAAAGGCCACUUUCUCAACCAGUGCCCUACCCAUGGAGACGCCAAGUUUGACCGGCCGAAGCUCAAGCGCACGACGGGAAUCCCCAAGGUCUUCUUGACUGUCGUUGAAGAUGCACAGGCUAGCGAUGGCGUCAUGAUUACACAGACCGGGGAGCUGGUGGUAGUCAAGCCCAACGACACGGCCUGGAACAAGAUGGCGGCGCAGACCCGAGGCACAACCGAAAGCGUCUACAGCAACGCGCCCGUCCCCGAUGAGCUGGCCUGCAAGAUUUGCCGCAAGCUUCUGCGGGAUGCUGUGGAGAUCCCCUGCUGCAAAACCCUCUUCUGCGAUGACUGCAUACGACUGUCGCUGCUUGAGAAUCCAGAUCCGGCUCUGAAACUCAAGUGCCCUCAGUGCAACGCCGAUCAGUCGCCCGAUAACCUGGUCGAGAGCUUCGAGGCUCGCCAGAGGGUGGAGGAGCACAUCCGAUCAUUCAUCAAAGCCAAGAACAGGACCGCCGAUGAGCGUGACGACCGCGAUAUGCAUCUCGAACGCACUCAGGGCCGCCAAGACAAAGAGGCAGAGAAGACAACGGCGCUGGCAACUGCGCCGGCGUCGGCGUCGGCAUCGGCGGCUCCGUCGCAGCAGCCCCAGAAGGCAUAUACCUUCAUCGCUUCUCAGAAGAACGACCCGCACUACCGGGAGCGUGGUGACUCACAUUACCGAGAUCGCGAUGCGAAUCCAAGGGACCGGCCCGAUUCGCACCGGCAUGGAGGUGGUUCUCACGACGCAAGCCAGAGAAUCUCGACCAUCCAGACCAUGGACGACUCUCGAAUGGGCGGCAAGCCCACUAAAGACUUUGCCCGGCCCGGCGGGUAUCCCGGAGGCCACUAUCGAGGGCCCAACAUGAUGUACGGCAGCGGCUCGAGCCGCGACUCCAUGAUGAUGGCUCCACCGGGGGUCUACUACGACAACGACAUGAUGAACGCCGGCAAUCCCUAUGGCGCGCCGCCUGAUUUCUACGGACCAGGACAGGGCGGCUCGUACAUGCCUGGCCCUGGAGGGAUGCCCAUGGGAAUGAUGGGUGGCAAUGCGAUGCCUAUGAUGGGCAUGCCCGGCGGAAUGGACCCGCACUUUGAUAGGUCGUUCCACAAGCGCAAGCGCCAACGAGAGCAGGAGGAUGUGAUUGACCCGAUGAGUCGGAACUCGAAGCGAUAACGGGCAUUGCCCGUGCUCUGCGAUUGCGGUGGAAUGUGGCGCGCCGCGGCCACGCACUGGAGGGGGCGAUCUGCCUCCUCCGUAUAUCAAUAUAUCAAUCUAUCAAUCUAUCAAUCAAUAUAUCAAUGUAUCAAUCUAC